Carassius carassius (crucian carp) is the source of this 3186-nucleotide messenger RNA. RefSeq names its product junctophilin 2 (gene jph2). The record is from RefSeq and is a predicted model, not a curated record. Lineage: Eukaryota; Metazoa; Chordata; Actinopteri; Cypriniformes; Cyprinidae. Gene Ontology annotation, cellular component: endoplasmic reticulum membrane; plasma membrane; sarcoplasmic reticulum. The transcript has 6 exons. Bases 405 to 2765 code for a protein of 786 amino acids.
GCUCCAAGUGCAAGAGGGGAGGCUGGGAGAGUGCUUGAAAGCCAUGAAAGACCACUGGCUCGACAGUUCGAUUAAAUAGAUCACUGUAAACUGAAAAAUAUAUAAUGUACCUAAAAAAAAAACAAUCCUCCCUCUGCCGAGUAAUUUCAACUUGAAACUUUAGCAAGUUUAUUUCAUUUUUUUAACAUUAUUUAAAGAUUUACCUUUAUCAACAAAUUAUGCGCGUACACGACGAUUCUAGAAGUUCAACACAAGGAAAGGAUCUCCAAUCUCCAUUUUACGCAUCUGUGGAGUUUGACAGAUGGAUUUAACAGCGCCUGACAGAGACUGAGCCGUUCGUUAUUGUUGAUUUUUAAAGUCACAUCUGCAAGUUUGAUAAGUUAGUGGUGAUUGCAUUAAGCGUGAUGAGCGGAGGUCGCUUUGAGUUCGAUGAUGGCGGAGCUUAUUGUGGAGGCUGGGAGGGAGGUAAAGCGCACGGGCACGGGAUCUGUACCGGACCUAAAGGACAAGGAGAGUUCUCCGGUUCCUGGAAUUACGGGUUCGAGGUGGUGGGAGUGUAUACCUGGCCGAGUGGAAACACUUACGAGGGGUAUUGGUCCCAAGGAAAGCGUCACGGUCUAGGUGUGGAGAGCAAGGGACAGUGGCUCUACAAGGGAGAGUGGACGCACGGAUUUAAAGGCAGAUACGGGACGCGCAUCAGUCAGGCCAGCGGUGCCAAGUACGAGGGCACUUGGAAUAACGGACUGCAGGAUGGUUACGGCACGGAGACCUAUGCGGAUGCCGGUACCUUCCAGGGCCAGUUCACUGGCGGCAUGCGACAUGGCUAUGGAGUGCGUCAAAGUGUUCCCUAUGGCAUGGCAGCAGUGGUGCGUUCUCCUCUGAGAAACUCUCUGAGCUCCCUGCGAAGUGAACACAGCAAUGGGACACUUCUGCAGCAGGACAUCCCAGUCAUCACUGCCACCAACGCAUCCGGUCAGGAGACCCUGGUCAACACUCCCAUGCCUCUGGGCCCAUCUCGUGGCGGUUUUGCCCUCACCCUGCAAGUGGACCCAGAUGCAGUAAAGCCCAAGAAGAAAGGCCUCUUCCGGCGUGGCUCACUUUUAGGCAAGCUGAAGAAGUCAGAUUCCCGCACUUCCCUUUCCAGCAAUAAGAGCAAGAUUAGCUUUUUGCGGAGUGGGUCAGCUCUCAGCUCCGCCGCCAGCGAUGCAAACUCCACCAUCAGCCUGGGUGAGAGUGAAGGAGAAGGUCAGGAUUUUCCCCCAGUGGAGUCAGACAUUGAUGCCACCACCACUGAAGUCUACAUGGGAGAGUGGAAAAACGACAAGCGCUCGGGUUAUGGGAUCAGUGAACGUUCUAGUGGGCUUAAAUAUGAGGGCGAAUGGCUGAACAACCAACGGCACGGUUAUGGGUGCACCACUUUCGCAGAGGGUGGCAAAGAAGAAGGCAAGUACAUUAACAACAUGCUGGUGAAGUCUGUAAAGAAGAAGGUAAUUCAGCUGAAGGGUACUAAGAUCAAGCAAAAAGUGGAGCGCAGUGUGGAAGGAGCCCAGAGGGCAGCUGCCAUAGCCAAACAGAAAGCCGAAAUUGCCAAUUCAAGAACAGCCCAUGCCAAAAGUAAAGGAGACGCUGCAGAACAGGCCGCCCUAGCCGCCAACAAUGAGUCUAGUAUCGCUCGUGUAGUUGCCAGAGAGCUCUCUCCCUCUUUCCAUCAACCAGGUCCUGAGUAUAUAAAAAAACGAGCCUUGCAGGAGAUUGCUCAGAGCAAUGAGAAUGCAGACACAGGGAUGCACGAGCCCUUGUUAGCUGAAGAUUCCCUACCAACACCCCCAGAGAGCCCCUUCAUGAAUGAGCUGGAAAGUCUAAGACCAAGCUCCACCUCUGCACGCACCCCCUCCCCUACUCCAGUCAUCGUCCCUCAGGCACCCAGCAGGGAAGAUCCCAACCUCUUGAGCCCCGGCAGCUGGAAUGGAGACAAGGCCAGUCGAGGCAGCGGUAGCAGAGGCAGCAGUAGAGCAGGUAGUAGGCCAAGCAGUCGACCCACCACCCCGUCUUCCACUCCUGCCGUUGCUCCCGCUCCAGAUGCAGGUCCUGAGGAACAUUCUGCUCCCAGCAGUAAGGUCCCAUCCCGUACCCCUAGCCGCCAGAGCCCCAAAGUAGAGGAGGGUUCAGACCUGGAAAUCAAAGCUUUGCAGAAAAUGGACUCAGAGUCAAAAGUAGCAGAACCUGUCCCUGCUGCUACGCCAGUAAGAACCAAUCUCGUCCUCACCAGCGACGAUGAAGAGCCACCCCCACCACCUCGCUCUGCCCCCAAGCUGUCCCCCAAAGCAGUCACACCAGAGCCAAAGGCAGCUGAAGUCAAACACAGAGAUGAAACAAGGGAGCCUGUAAAUGAGCGCCCAUCUUCAAUGACAGAAAGCAAGCCUGAGUCUAGGACAGAAGUCAGGGAGGAGAAGAAAUUAACCAACAGAAUGGAGCCUAAACCUACAUCAAAACGAGAACCAAGCCCUGCUCCAAAAGUUGCACCAAAGCCUGAGCCCAAGUCAGUGCCUUACCCAGAACAUAAACCUGUGGUCAAGUCGGUUGCUAAACCAGUUGCCAAGAUCGAGGCCAAAACUGAGACGAGGCAGAGGUCUCUUUUGAAAGCCCCUAGCGAAACAAUACAAGAACCUCUGGAGCUAGAUGAGGGGCCAAACACAAUUAUGAUCUGCAUGGUUAUAUUCCUGAACAUUGGUUUGGCAAUUCUUUUCGUUCACAUCUUGUCUUGAGAUGACAAAGCCUAAGCCAAAACCAUCCAGGUGAAAGAAACUACCAUGGGGAGCUGUGAGAAUGCACUGCGCUCCAUUAACGGCUCUAUUGUUGCGUUAUCCAGUUUCAGACCAGCCCUCCUAAGCUACUCUAAAGUUGGUUGUCAUCUGUAACUGGACUGAGUGCUCCUAAUUGAUCAGUGCAUCUCCUUGCCAGAAUGCUAUAGAAUAAAGCAUUUGUGCACAUUUGCUUUGUUUGUGAAAGGUACUAAUGCAUUUAACAGUUCUGCAGUCUAAUGCAGGUGAAACUGAAUAAUCUAUAAGGACUAACUGAUGUUAAGUACAUUCGCAAUCACAUCACAUAUUCUAUAAAACAGAACGUGUCAUUUGGCAUGUAACAUUCAUCUUUGGAGAAUAAACAAAUAGUUAUGACAUAACGAAA